Molecule: messenger RNA, 1226 nt
Organism: Passer montanus (Eurasian tree sparrow)
Lineage: Eukaryota; Metazoa; Chordata; Aves; Passeriformes; Passeridae
Gene: PNMT
Product: phenylethanolamine N-methyltransferase
Exons: 3
Coding region: 280-1077 (265 amino acids)
Cellular component (GO): cytosol
Molecular function (GO): phenylethanolamine N-methyltransferase activity
Source: RefSeq, a predicted model, not a curated record
ACACAGGGGUCACAGCCGCACCUCGGGGUGUGGGGACACCAUCUCCGGGGCUCGGGGACAGGACCCCCGGACCCCCGGAGCCCGGGGAGGGCGGCGGAGCCCGGGAUCCGUUAUCAGCUCCGGCCCCGGGGCGCUGGCGCUAACCGGGUUAUGCGGGAUGGAUGAUGGAUGCAGGGACGCGAGGGGGAUGGACGGGGCCGUGGCCGCUCCCCGCCGCCCCCCCGGGCCGGGCAGGGAUAAAAAGCGGCGGCGGCGGGGCCGGAGCCGCAGCCCCUCGCCAUGAGCAGCCCGGCCGCGCUCCGAGAGGGCUACGAGCACUUCGACCCCCGCGCGUACCUGCGCAACAAUUACCUCCCCCCCCGCGCCGACUUCUCCUCCGAGGAGUUCGUGGUGCCCUGGAAGCUGCGAUGCCUGGCCGAGACCUUCGCCAGCGGUGAGAUCCGAGGGCGGAUGUUGAUCGACGUGGGCUCGGGCCCCACCAUCUACCAACUGCUGAGCGCCUGCGAGCACUUCGAGGAGAUCGUGGCCACCGAUUACCUGGCGGUGAACCGGGAGGAGCUGGGCCGGUGGGCGCGGGGCGAGCCCGGCGCCUUCGACUGGAGCCCCUUCAUCCAGCACGUCUGCAAGAUCGAGGGGCGCGGGGAGCCGUGGCAGGACAAGGAGCGGCGCCUCCGGCAGCGCCUCCGCCGCAUCCUCCCCAUCGACGUGCACCGGCCGGAGCCGCUGGGAGCCCCGCUGCGCCCGCGGGCGGACGCGCUGCUCUCCGCCUUCUGCCUGGAGGCCGUGAGCCCCGACCGCGCCGCCUUCGUGCGGGCACUGACCCAUGUGGGCAACCUGCUGCGCCCGGGGGGCCACGCCGUGCUGCUGGGGGCCCUGGGCGAGUCCUUCUACCUGGCGGGCCCCGCUCGGCUGCCCGUGGUGCCGCUGCGGGAGCCCGACGUGCGGGAGGCGCUGGCGGCCGCGGGGUUCGCGCUGCGGGAGCUGCGCACCUACGCGAUGCCCGCCGCGCUCCGCACCGGCGUGGAUGAUGUGGAGGGGGUGUUCUUCGCCCACGCGCAGAAAGCGCUGGAAAGCUGAGGGGAAUGGCCGGGAAAUGGCCGGGAAAUGGCCGGGAAAUGCAUGGGAAAUGCCUGGGAAAUGGCAGCCAGCCCGGCAGCGCCAGGGGUGCGGUGGGGUGGAGGCAGCGCCGGCUGGAUGGGGACAAUAAAGGCUGAGGAUGGUGACAA